Molecule: messenger RNA, 2405 nt
Organism: Oncorhynchus tshawytscha (Chinook salmon)
Lineage: Eukaryota; Metazoa; Chordata; Actinopteri; Salmoniformes; Salmonidae
Gene: mbtps2
Product: membrane-bound transcription factor peptidase, site 2
Exons: 3
Coding region: 1523-1861 (112 amino acids)
Biological process (GO): regulation of response to endoplasmic reticulum stress; membrane protein intracellular domain proteolysis
Cellular component (GO): membrane; cytoplasm
Molecular function (GO): metalloendopeptidase activity
Source: RefSeq, a predicted model, not a curated record
GGAAGAAUCCCGGAACAUAUUCCAGUCUGUGCUAGCAAAACUGUCCUGUAUCUUAUGACCAGGGGAUAGAAGCUGUUUAGGAGUCUGUUUGUGAGAGCCUUGAUGUACCGGUACCGCCUGCCGGACGGGAUCAUGGAGAACAAUCCAUGUCUCGGGUGUCCAGUAGUGUAAAUGCAGAUGGGCAACCCCAUGCUUCAGCCCAUGUAUUUAUAGCCACUAUGCUGCUUCAGUUGGACUACAGGUGAUUUAAAAGAAAUAAAAGUAAUAAUUAAACCUUUAUUUAGCUAGACUAUAGGUGAUAAUAUAGACCAUGCAUAGGGUUCUCACUUGGUGGACUACAGCUAUGACUGGAAUGUACUCUUCCGUAGCAGGUUUGGAGAAUUUAGUCUUUAUUUUAUACUUUUAUUUAUCCCUGUUUUUCCAGGUAAGUUGACUGAGAACACAUUCUCAUUUACAACGACGACCUGGGGAAUAGUUACAGGGGAGAGGAGGGGGAUGAAUGAGCCGAUUGGAAGGUUAGGAAAAAGGUUAGCUCAAAUUAUAAAUUUUAGCUUUUACAUUUAUCAUUUUCAUUUAGAUUUAAUUUAGCUUAACCACGGCAGUGAUUUUGAUGAAGAUGUUAUUAUAGUUGAAAUAAUACUGUUCCAUGAAAAUCAUAACUGGCACGCAGGUCGCUAGAAAUGAUAAGAUACAGUUGCUGAUGGAAGAGCUUGCUGACCCAUGGUGUAGCCUAUUACUAGUAACUUAACGAGCGUAAAGGCAGGACGAUGGAUGGUCCAGAUUUUAUUUUCUGCUUAUCUUCAUCUCAGGCUCCAUGUCUUAAUUAUUUAAUCACACAGUGCUUAAAGCAUCAGACCAGCUCAGUGCAUAUAGUUAAUUUAAUCACACAGUGCUUAAAGCAUCAGACCAGCUCAGUGCAUAGAGUUAAUUUAAUCACACAGUGCUUAAAGCAUCAGACCAGCUCAGUGCAUAGAGUUAAUUUAAUCACACAGUGCUUAAAGCAUCAGACCAGCUUGGUGCAUAGAGUUAAUUUAAUCAAAUCAAAUUUUAUUUGUCACAUACACAUGGUUAGCAGAUGUUAAUGUGAGUGUAGCGAAAUGCUUGUAAUCGAACACAGGGUGUGUCUAUAUAUGGCAAAAUACUAACCCUACACUAACCCUACACAAAAAAACUAUCCCUACACAAAAUGUUGACCGAUUGGUUGAAAGAACAAACGACUCUUGGUCGAGCCAGGGUUUGAGGGUAGGGUACAGCCCUACACACACACACACACACACACACACACACACACACACACACACACACACAGAUAUUGGACUAACUGCUGGUUGUGUUUCAGUAUGCGUGUCUCCCGGCUCGUAAGCUGCUGUCUGGCAGCCGUGUGUGUCGCAGAAACGCAGACUGCCUCACACACACACAUCUUGACACAGACCCUGACAGACACUCACCUAGUGUCUGUGUCACACCUUCACUGGAGAACCAGACCAGGUUGAUCCGUCUUACUCAUCCACCCAAUACACAGAUGCUGUUUGUGGGGUACCCUCCUCACCUCCAAUAUGCAGUCAGUCUGACCAACUUUGCUCCUCGCUUCGGCUUCCUGAACCUGGACCUACCUGUUGUCAUGGAGACCUUCUGCAAAUACGUUGUGUCCCUGUCUGGAGCGUUAGCCGUGGUCAACUCUGUUCCAUGCUUCGCUCUCGACGGCCAAUGGAUGCUCUCCGCUCUGCUGGAGGCCACGCUGGUCACUGUGGUUACAGAUCGGCAGCACCGGGAGCUGAUUGGCUUUUUCCUGUUGCUGGGAGGAAGUGCUCUGCUGGCUGCUAAUGUAGCGCUGGGGCUGUGGAUGGUUACUGCCCGGUAACGGUAACUAUGACUACAAACCACCACCAACGCCUCCAUGGCAACCAACGCCAAGAGACUAUCUCCCGGGGUGCUGUGCCGUGCCUCCGCACAAAGGCAUUGUGGGUCUCUUCCUGCUCCUCUCUGAGAGAAAGACUCCAGUUCCCAUCAGGCACUGCGGUGCACAUGGUGACUAAGGGAUGCUGGGGAAAUUUUGUGUUCAGCUGCACCUUCUCUACUCUCUGGAAUGUGUGUGUGUGUGUGGGUGUGUCGCGUCACACGCGCUGUGAGGAGGUAUGUGUUUCUGUUUUCUAGGGAUUUCAUGAUACAUUGUUGUUUUUAUCUAUUUGUCCCACCUCUUUCUGUCUGUCUGUCUCUCAAUUUAAUUUAAUUCGAGGGCUUUAUUGGCAUGGGGAACAUAUGUUUACAUCGCCAAGCAAGUGAAAUGGAUAAUAAACAAUACAAAUGAACAGUAAACAUUACACUCAUAGAAGUUGCAAAAGAAAGACGUUUAAAAUAUAUUGCUCUCUCCCCAUCUCUCUGUGAAAUAAAGAGGAAUAAUCUCA